AUGUCUUCUCUCGCUGUCGAUAUUCCGACCAAUCCGAUCGAUGAAGAAAGCGCUUUCCUUUCUCGUGCCGCCAGUUACAACAACCUUUCAGAUAUUCCGGUUACUGAACCUGGGUCCCCCGGCUUGCGGAGAACCUUUUCCGACCUGACAUUCCCAAAUAAUGAUUCAGCCUCGCCGUCGAAGGAGGAUGUGGCUGCGGGGAAGGACAUUCUGCGACGGACCUCUUUACGCCGCAACAAGGAAAAGUCGGCCGUGGCCGUCUCUCGAUUCACCCUGUCCGCUGAGGAUCUGAACGACACCGCUACUUCCGAAUCCUCCGGAGCGUCCGCGAAACCUCCUGUCAAGUAUCCAGAGACAAAAGCCCCAGAGCCCGUCGCUCGUCCCUCCAAGACCCGUUCCAUGUCCGGCAGACUGGUUAACCUAGCUCGAAAACCCUGGGGCUCCUCAGGCUCCCAGUCUCGAUCCCCUUCGCCGUCUCCUAAGCCCUCCAAGAACCGAAAUUCUCGCUCAGACGAUCAGACACCGUCGAAAUCGCAGGGUUCACCAUCCAAAUCCAACUCUCGACUUGAAUCAGUGAAGGAAACCGACCCUGUCAUGCCUUCUCGCAAACGCACCAUUCUGAGCAAACGCCCCAGGCGUCCGAUGGUUGCAGUCGUAACUCAAAGCCAAGACGACAGUCCGAGCUCUAGUUCAUCCCCCCAUUCGUUACGGGCGAAGAAUUCCUUGGAAAGACUUGCCGCAUCUCUCCAUGUGACUACCCCGAUCCUCCCUCCCAUGCCCAAAGGGGCGGCUGUUACCGCUGGAAACUUCUCUGGAAAUGUUGACCUUCCGCGAAAGAAGGAUGAGCUAUGGGGCGUGUUCCGUGGACUCGAAGCUGAUUACCAGAAAUUCCAUUCCAAGUCGAGUGCUCUAAAAGCAAAUGUCAUUCGUUCUUCACUGCUGCCCUUCUUAAGUCGCAACCAAUCAAGUGCCUCCUACAAGUCUCUGAGAGCUGAAGACCUCGACCGCCGCGUAAAUAUUCUCAACAAGUGGUGGACUGGGUUACUGGAGAUGCUCAAUGGCAAGAACAAUCAAUCCAUUUCGGGUACUGACCGUCCAGUCUACCUCGAGGCGGUUGUCGGCAUCAUGAUGCGGCCGGAAUGGAGAAUUCCCUUCCCCAUGCCCCCCAACAGGGAUGAGCCGCCCAAUUCACUCCACCAUGCUUCGACUUCGAUAUCGGAGAGCUCUGACUCCUCAGGCUCGGAUUUCCUGAUCGAGUCAAUCCAUCACAACAUCAGGAAUAUCUUCGUACAGAAUUUGCUGUCUCAGAUGGCCUUCGUGGUGGAGAGAAUGUCAAUGAGGCAUGCACCUGCUAGCUUGGUGGCAUUUUGCGGAAAGGCCUGCGCAUACGCCUUCUUCUUCUGCCCUGGCGUCGCAGAUAUUCUAGUGCGCUUAUGGAACACCCCUGCGAAUAUCUUCCGACGGAUCCUUGCCGAUGCUGGCGUAGAACGAUGCAGGAACAUUCGUGCUUUCACCCACGAUCUCGGGUUAAACUUUCCCAGCGCGCUCCGGACGCUAUGCUUUCAUUCCCACACACCUCUCGUUCGAUAUCUUCGGCAAAAACCCGAUGUGCCUUUGAGUACAGCUCAGAUACAAUGGCAAAGCCCUUGGGUUUCGAGGUGGUGUGGUCGAGACACAGAUCUUUUCUUUGUCUUUGUCAAGUAUAUUCACAUCCUCUAUGCAGAUGCUCUGCCGACAGAUAUAGAGAAACCAAAACGUAUCCUGGCCCCGGGUCUGCUGCCAAUUCACGCUCAGGUGCUUGUAGUCAUGGAGGACACUCUCUACAAACAAUCAAGUCCACAGAUGCCUGAGAGUACACACACCGCCGCAGCCAUCACUUUUGAUGACUUCAUUGAGGGUGCCGAUGCAACAGUUUCUGCUCUUCCUUUAGGCUCUGCUAACAGCCACCGCUCGAUGGCUGAGAAUCGCCUGAUCAUUCUUCUGCGUGAUUUCUUGUCUGAAUCUUCCCUCGAGCCUCAACGCGCGCGGUUACUAUACGCGGAGUCCUUCUGCAACAUCAUGAAGACUGCUGCUCAGAAGACUUCUUUAUUUGACCACAAUGCAUGCUUUUUGCUAUGCGACUUCGUCGAGGAGGUCCUUCCCAUCCUCACACGCUACUCUCAAGCUGUGGAUAUGGAAUUAUUUGACUGGAAGUUUUGGCUUUCGGCUUGCCGCCAAAUGAUGCGGAGCCACAAUUCUCUGACCGAAGUGAGAGUAUUCUCCUUUCUCUUUUGCGUUUGGGGCACGUGGAUCACUUCCGAGGAAAGAAAAGCCGACCUCUGCUUGGACUUUCUGCUCGAUGAAUCCUUGUUCUAUCACUAUUUCAGUCACUGGAGCCCGAUGGUGCGCGCAUACUUUCAGCGUCUCCUAUGUUGGAGGCUGUGUAGGUUUAAUGGGGAGCCAUCGCCGCUCGACUCCACAAUAUACGAGGCGCUCUGGAAUCGGUUACAACGGGUUUGGUCUUACUAUCGCGACUUUCAAGCAAACGCUGAAAAGGAACUUAAAGCCCCUCUAUCGUCUGCGCCAUGUUCGCCAGCGCCGGGGCGCCGGAUCAUCAUUAUACGGUGUGAUAACCACAUUACGCCACCGAGUCUCUUCGUCUCCUUCGACCGCGUCGUGCCGCCCGCUCCAACCGAACUGACGGCAGGCUCCAAGGGCGACGAUUUCUCCGAGUCUCAGGCACCUCCGAAGAGAAGGUGGAAUCUUUUGAAGGCGAUGUUUGGCAGUUCCAGCAUCAGAAAUAAUGACGAUGCAUCGCCUCCGAGCACUAGUUCGGAAGAUUCGGAUUCAAGGAGCCACGAUACCAUGAACAGUACAGAGAAGAACUCGGACGACCAUUUGCGACCGCAGAGUGGCACUGGAGAGAGUAGCCGACCGAAGACGCCACAUCAGCCAUAUUCUUUCAGGUUCUCGCUGGAAUGGAUGGACAGGCCGCAAUGGCCGAGCAAGAAUAAGCGUCUCUACAGCCCUUGCCUUCCUGUAGGAGCGCAGCUGCACUUGCAGCUCCGAGGAUACUUGGACAAACCGGUUGAUGACGCGUCGGAAUAUGCCUCUGCAAUUGAUUUGGAUGAACGCGCCAAGACUGACUGUCGUCUUGAGGAUGCAGCGUCAGACAAAGAGACACAGGGGCCAGCACAGGAUGCUGCGGCCGGCGAGAAGACCCUUGACCCAAGAAAUACUCAGUGCCUUGCGAAGGACGGGGUCGUUGCCAGCAAGUAUGCAGGCCGAGCCCUCGCCGAAUGGGCACAAAUUGUCACCGAGUGUGACAGUUUCUUUGCCAGAAGACGCGACGAGGGUGUCCCUUGCGACCGGAUGGUGGAGACUCCAAUGCUGGGCGUUGAAGGCUUCCGCAAGUGA
Molecule: messenger RNA, 3396 nt
Organism: Aspergillus fischeri NRRL 181
Lineage: Eukaryota; Fungi; Ascomycota; Eurotiomycetes; Eurotiales; Aspergillaceae
Product: DUF1765 domain-containing protein
Exons: 3
Coding region: 1-3396 (1131 amino acids)
Source: RefSeq, a predicted model, not a curated record